Emiliania huxleyi CCMP1516 is the source of this 990-nucleotide messenger RNA. RefSeq lists its product as hypothetical. Gene Ontology annotation, biological process: lipid metabolic process. Bases 1 to 990 code for a protein of 329 amino acids. NCBI's taxonomy places the organism in Eukaryota, Haptophyta, Isochrysidales, Noelaerhabdaceae. The record is from RefSeq and is a predicted model, not a curated record. The transcript is spliced from 7 exons.
AUGUGCUCCCGCCCGCCCGCGUCGCUCACCAGGCCGUCUGGGCUCUCGGCCUGGUGGAGCGAGCUCAAGAUGAUCGGCAUCUUUGCCUUCUACCUCGGUUGCAACUUUGUCGUGAUUGUCAUCCCGGCGGUGGCUUACGCGGCCUGGCUGGGCGACGCCGUCUCGCGCGGUCUGCUCGCGCUCGCGCUCGUCGACUACGCGGUGCCGCUGCGGCCGGGGCGACCGUGGGUGGCGUGGUGCGAGCUCACGCGCGUCGCGGAGGGCAUCCGGUCGUACUUUGACGCCGAGUGCGUGAUUGAGGGCGACUUCCGCAGAGACCGCUCGCACCUCAUCGUGUCUCACCCGCACGGUCUGUUUGGCGCCGGGUACGGCCUCUACGCGCACGAGCUGCGCGAGCGCUUUGGCAUGAAACCGCUCUUCACGGGCGCCGACGUGUGGUGGGGUAUGACCAUGGUGAGUGCGGCGCCGCUGCGGCGGGCGCUGAGCCAGCCCUGGCCGUACAACGCGGUGCAGCUCCAGCCGGGCGGCAUCGCCGAGAUGUUUUACGGCACCGACUGCGAGCAAAUCAUCCUCUCCAAGCGAAAGGGGCUCUGCCGCGUCGCGCUGCAGACGGGAGCGAGCCUGAUCUACACGCGCUGGUUCGGGCCGCACUCGCUCGCCGCACGCCUCUCCUCCGUGCUGCGCACCUCGCUCGUCGGCUGGUCCGGCCGGUGGGGCGUCCCCUUCUCGCCCCUCCCCGUGCGGGGGAAGCUGGUGAUCGUGCUCGGCGCGCCAAUCGAGGUGCCGCGAACGGAGUCGCCGACGGACGACGAGGUGGACGCGCUGCACGCAAGGUACGUCUGCGACCUGCGCGACCUCUUCGAGCGCAACAAGGGCCGGAUGGGCGCCGAGUGGGUCGCCGCCAGAGGGAGCCUCUUGCUCGAGGACGAGGCGCCCGGCGAGGCGUCCGCGCGCCAUAGUGGCCCGCCGGCGCGCGCCAAGGUCGAGUGA